Molecule: messenger RNA, 1127 nt
Organism: Macroventuria anomochaeta
Lineage: Eukaryota; Fungi; Ascomycota; Dothideomycetes; Pleosporales; Didymellaceae
Product: HIRA-interacting protein 5
Exons: 2
Coding region: 71-1006 (311 amino acids)
Biological process (GO): iron-sulfur cluster assembly
Cellular component (GO): mitochondrion
Molecular function (GO): iron ion binding; iron-sulfur cluster binding
Source: RefSeq, a predicted model, not a curated record
AAACAGUCCAACAUCGCUAUUGCGCAAACUCGAAUCUUUGCCCCGACGAAGUCCUCUCACACUCAAUAAAAUGGCCUCGAUAACAAUACCUCGUGCUGUCAUGCGCAGUCUCUCACGAGCAACGCCCUCCAUCCGUUCCAGAGCGCCGCGCAUCGCCACAAGAUGUCUGCACCAGAAGUCGUCGCCCCUCACAUCUUCUCCAGUACAGCACCGACCGAGAGCGCAACCAUGGAGUCAGGGUGCAAUCUCACCAUCCGCAACUAUCGCACGGCGAACAAUGUUCAUCCAGACCGAGCCCACACCAAACGCUGAUGCGCUCAAAUUCAACCCCAACAUGCGCGUCCUCCCCGAAACCAUAUCCUCUCCCUUCCUCGAAUACAUCUCCCCCCGCUCGACCCUCGCACCACCGCACCCCUCCCCGCUCGCUGCCCAACUCAUGAACAUCGACGGCGUGACAAGCGUUUUCUUCGGCGUCGACUACAUCACCGUGACAAAAGACUCGUCCACACCUUGGGCGCACAUCAAGCCCGAAGUCUUCGCCGUCAUCAACGAGACACUGACAUCUGGCUCGCCAGUCGUUAACACCGUUGAGGCGAAAGCUGGUGAAGAGGGGCAGGGUGGCACCGAAGUAGACUCCCUCGCGUACGAUGAGAACGACGAUGAGGUUGUUGGUAUGAUCAAAGAACUCCUCGAGACGCGGAUUCGGCCUGCGAUCCAAGAAGACGGCGGAGAUAUCGAUUUCCGCGGGUUUGUGGAUGGACAAGUACUUUUGAAGUUGCGCGGCGCGUGCAGGACUUGUGACAGCAGUACGGUGACGCUGAAGAACGGGAUUGAGAGCAUGUUGAUGCAUUACAUUGAGGAGGUCAAGGGGGUGCAACAGGUGCUGGAUCAGGAGGAGGAGAUUGCGAUGAAGGAGUUUGAAAAGUUUGAGGAGAAGCUGAGACAACAGAAGGGCAGCGCGCCGGCGGCUACGACAGGCAAGGGUAGCUUGGAUACUGUGGAGUAAGGAGCGGUGUGAACUGAAGUUUAGAGAUACCACUACGCUCGUUCGGCUUUUGGAGGACGAGAUUGUACAAAACGUAAUGCAUUCGUAAAGCAAGUUCAUGGUAUGCAAACGUCCGUUGAGU